ACAUUGCUGGCUGGUUGCAUUCUGUUCAGUAGCUUGUCCAAGGCAAAGGAUGGUCUGUGCUCUAAAUUGUUGAGGCAUGAGAAGACUCUGAAACUGAAAGGCAUUCUUCAUGCUGCCGGAAUAUAUUACCAGAGGAGCACUAAGGAAUUGGGUGAUGUGGUUGUUUUUUGGGGUGUGUUUUUUUUGCUUCUACCUUUGCAGCCAAACCUGAAUGAAAGAGACUUAAUGUAGGGAAGGUUAGUAGUUGAUUCUUCCUGCUUGUGACUACAUUCGUGGCUGGCUUCCCAGCCCCCCUGAGGGAGCAAAUACUAGUGGAGAGCUGAAUUGGAACAUUGUAUGCUGGAGCCUGGCGUGAUCUCUAUACGAUUGUGUGUAUGUUGUUCUUGGAAUUGGCAGGGCACCAGGCCCCGAAACAAGCAGGUGUUAUCUAUAUGGAGAAGAGCGGCUGUAGUCCAUUCCCAAUAUGUUGGGCUAAAGAAUAUGACAGAUACCUAGCAUCUAGCAAAACCAUGGCAGCAGCUUACCUAGACCCUAACUUGAAUCACACACCAAGUUCCAGCACAAAGACACACCUCAGUUCUGGCACAGAACGUUCCCCAGGGGCCAUGGAACGAGUCCUAAAGGUUUUCCAUUAUUUUGAAAGUAGCAGUGAGCCAGCAGUAUGGGCCAGUAUUAUACGUCACGGGGAUGCUACAGAUGUUUGGGGCAUAAUCCAGAAGAUAGUGGAUAGCCACAAAGUAAAGAAUGUAGCCUGUUACGGUUUACGGCUCAGUCACCUGCAGUCAGAGGAAGUUCAUUGGCUGCAUCCAGACAUGGGAGUGUCCAACGUGAGGGAGAAAUUUGAACUGUCUCAUGCGCCAGAGGAGUGGAAAUAUGAGCUGCGAAUACGAUAUUUACCGAAAGGAUUUCUGAACCAGUUUACUGAAGACAAGCCAACAUUAAAUUUUUUCUAUCAGCAGGUGAAAAAUGACUAUAUGGUAGAAAUAGCAGAUCAGGUGGACCAAGAAAUUGCCUUGAAGCUAGGUUGUCUUGAAAUCCGGCGAUCGUACUGGGAGAUGAGAGGCAAUGCACUAGAAAAGAAGUCAAACUAUGAAGUAUUGGAGAAAGAUGUUGGUUUAAAAAGAUUUUUCCCGAAGAGUUUGCUGGAUUCAGUAAAGGCCAAAGCACUACGAAAACUGAUCCAGCAAACAUUUCGACAGUUUGCCAACCUCAACAGAGAAGAAAGUAUUUUGAAAUUCUUCGAGAUUCUCUCACCAGUAUACAGAUUUGACAAAGAAUGCUUCAAGUGUGCGCUCGGUUCAAGUUGGAUUAUUUCGGUGGAGCUGGCUAUUGGUCCAGAAGAGGGGAUCAGCUACCUUACGGACAAGGGAUCCAAUCUUACUCACCUGGCGGACUUCCAUCAAGUGCAGACCAUUCAGUAUUCAAGUAGUGAAGACAAGGAUAGGAAAGGAGUGCUGCAGAUGAAAAUUGCUGGAGCACCGGAGCCUCUGACAGUGACAGCACCAUCCUUAACUAUUGCAGAGAACAUGGCUGACUUGAUAGAUGGAUACUGCCGACUGGUCAAUGGUGCUACGCAGUCCUUUAUCAUCAGGCCCCAGAAAGAAGGUGAAAGAGCUUUACCAUCCAUACCAAAGCUGGCCAACAAUGAGAAGCAAGGAAUACGAUCACACACAGUCUCUGUAUCAGAUGAAAUUAGUGGGGACGAAACAGAUGACUAUGCAGAGAUUAUAGAUGAAGAGGAUACUUACACCAUGCCCUCAAAAAGCUAUGGAAUAGAUGAAGCCAGAGAUUAUGAGAUUCAAAGAGAACGGAUUGAACUGGGACGCUGCAUUGGUGAAGGGCAAUUUGGAGAUGUUCAUCAAGGAGUUUAUGUCACCCCAGAAAACCCUGCCAUGGCAGUUGCAAUCAAAACAUGUAAAAACUGCACCUCAGACAGCGUGAGAGAGAAAUUCUUGCAAGAAGCCUUAACGAUGCGUCAGUUUGAUCACCCCCACAUUGUCAAGUUGAUCGGUGUUAUCACAGAAAACCCCGUCUGGAUCAUUAUGGAGCUCUGUACGCUAGGAGAGCUGAGAUCAUUUUUGCAAGUGAGAAAAUACAGCUUGGAUCUAGCAUCUUUGAUACUGUAUGCUUAUCAACUUAGCACAGCACUUGCCUACUUAGAGAGCAAACGAUUUGUACAUAGGGAUAUUGCUGCUAGGAAUGUGCUAGUGUCUUCCACUGACUGUGUGAAAUUAGGUGACUUUGGUUUGUCCCGGUAUAUGGAGGAUAGUACAUAUUAUAAAGCUUCCAAAGGAAAAUUACCCAUUAAGUGGAUGGCACCAGAGUCCAUCAACUUCCGACGUUUUACCUCAGCCAGUGAUGUGUGGAUGUUUGGUGUGUGUAUGUGGGAAAUCUUAAUGCAUGGUAUAAAGCCCUUUCAAGGAGUGAAGAACAAUGAUGUGAUUGGCCGCAUUGAGAAUGGCGAGCGGUUACCAAUGCCUCCAAACUGCCCUCCCACUUUAUACAGCCUUAUGACCAAAUGUUGGGCAUACGACCCCAGCAGGCGGCCAAGAUUUACGGAACUUAAAGCUCAACUCAAUACAAUACUGGAGGAAGAGAAGCUGCAGCAGGAAGAACGAAUGAGAAUGGAAUCGAGGCGACAAGUGACAGUGUCCUGGGAUUCAGGAGGAUCGGAUGAGGCUCCUCCCAAGCCCAGCCGACCUGGUUAUCCUAGUCCACGUUCCAGUGAAGGAUUUUAUCCUAGUCCCCAGCAUAUGGUACAGCAGCCCAAUCAUUACCAGGUCUCAGGCUAUUCUAGCUCCCAUGGGAUUCCAGCUAUGGCAGGUAGCGUUUAUCCAGGCCCAGCCUCUCUCUUGGAUCAAACGGAUUCCUGGAACCAUCGGCCUCAGGAAAUAACUAUGUGGCAACCCAACAUGGAGGAUUCGGGCAGUUUGGAUAUGCGAGGCAUGGGGCAGGCGUUACCAACACACCUAAUGGAGGAAAGAUUGAUACGACAGCAACAAGAAAUGGAGGAAGACCAGCGUUGGUUGGAAAAAGAAGAGAGAUUCCUGAAACCUGACGUGAGGCUCUCCAGAGGGAGCAUUGAUCGAGAAGACGGGAAUCUCCAGGGUCCGGCUUCUAACCAGCAUAUAUAUCAGCCUGUGGGUAAGCCAGAUCACUCUGGCCCGCCAAAGAAACCUCCUCGCCCGGGAGCUCCCACCCAUUUGGGGAGCCUUGCCAGCCUCAACAGCCCUGUGGACAGCUACAAUGAAGGAGUCAAGAUUCAGCCACAAGAGAUCAGCCCUCCCCCAACAGCCAACUUGGAUCGUUCCAAUGACAAAGUGUAUGAAAAUGUCACUGGCCUGGUGAAAGCUGUCAUUGAAAUGUCCAGCAAGAUUCAGCCAGCACCACCAGAGGAGUAUGUCCCCAUGGUGAAGGAGGUUGGAUUGGCGCUAAGAACUUUGCUGGCAACAGUAGACGAGACCAUCCCAGUGCUCCCAACAAGUACUCACAGAGAGAUUGAGAUGGCCCAGAAACUCUUGAACUCUGACCUAGCUGAACUGAUUAACAAGAUGAAGCUCGCUCAGCAAUACGUUAUGACCAGCCUGCAGCAGGAAUAUAAAAAGCAGAUGCUCACAGCAGCUCACGCUCUGGCCGUGGAUGCCAAAAACUUGCUGGAUGUUAUUGACCAAGCCAGACUAAAAUCAAUUGGCCAAUCCAGGCCCCAUUAAAUGCAGAGGAUGGAGGUAGCAUCAUGCAGAUUGGGGAGUCGUGCUUACUUAACAGGCAACCGUUGGCCUUCUGGCAGAAAUGAGGAUUGACCCAGUUCGGUCCAGGAUUGCCAGGAAUUCCCAUCCUGCUUACCAAAAUGACGAUUUAUUUUCUUUCAGAUGUCCAGACUCCCACCCACCCACCCCACCUUCGGCUAUCCACAAUGCCAAGAAAGGUCUGAGAUGUAAAACAUGGCACUUUUCACAGAACAGUCUGUACAGAAUCCCCACUGGUGGAAAUCAAUUUGAAAUGCGUCACAUCAUAUGGAAUGUGGACUCUUUAAUUUGCCAAGGGUUUUUUUUAUUGUUAUUAAUAUUAUUAUGAAGAAGAGUCUCAGACCUUAAAUGAUCCAAGCUGCAGAACUGAACAAGAUAUUGUGAAGAAUUCUGGGAAACCUCAGGGCUGAGAAUUCUUGCCCACAAUAUGCGAAUUGUCCAGACUGGAAUACUUUUUUAUUAGAACACUUAAUGCCGCAAAAUGCUAAUCACGAUUUACAGAGAAAGAAGAUUAAAAAGCUAUAUUUUCAAAGUGUUUGUCAUUGCAAAACAAACUAAAGUCCAUCUGUUUCCCUCCCCCUUUCAUGUGGAUGUGUGUGAGCCAUUGGAUUGAAAAGUAGUGAUAGGAUGCAAUGGAGAACUUGUCUUUUUCACCAGAAUAAUGUGCCAGUUUUUUGUAGCAGUUACUUUCCUUGGAAGCAAAAACAGAGACAUUGCUUUGUACCAGAGCAACUCAGAGCUGCAUUUAGAAGAAAAAAUUCUGUAACCAUACAUGUUCCCCAUUUUUAUAUAAUUUAUAAAGAAAGAUUAAAGCCAUGAUGAAUAUUUUAAACCUACUGGUUUAAAAUAUGUUGUUCACUCAGCA
Molecule: messenger RNA, 4611 nt
Organism: Hemicordylus capensis (graceful crag lizard)
Lineage: Eukaryota; Metazoa; Chordata; Lepidosauria; Squamata; Cordylidae
Gene: PTK2
Product: protein tyrosine kinase 2
Exons: 33
Coding region: 375-3710 (1111 amino acids)
Biological process (GO): signal complex assembly; protein phosphorylation
Cellular component (GO): cytoskeleton; focal adhesion
Molecular function (GO): ATP binding; protein tyrosine kinase activity
Source: RefSeq, a predicted model, not a curated record